UCCAAGAUGAACUAACAAAGUGCAAUAACCAGUUUGAUAUGGCCUACAACACACUCGGCAAUGAUGUCAACUCUAUAGUUCAGAUAAUCGUGAAUCAUAUUGAAGAGCAAAUGUCGAAAUCAGCGAACUACAGCAUCAGCUUCAAGAUGCCAAUGCUCGAAUGACAGAAAUGAACCAUAAGACCUCGCUUGAUCUGUCUCGAUUUCUGGAGGAGGAGCGUACAAACGCUGAAACAGAGCGCCAUAAGCUUCUGACCCAAAUUGGUGCACUCUACAACCUUGAAUCUCAGCGUCGUUGGGAUCGACUUCAAGACAACCACAGUACUAUCUGCAAUGACAUUGCAAGCUCCGGUGAGCUUCUUACGGGCCUUACAACACACAGCCGGCUUGAUCGAUGUGUCACAAGGCAGCAACAACUUACUGAAGAACUCAUUGACUUAAGGAACAAUCUCAUUGUACGUAUGGGGCAGGAUAAGAAACCCGAAGCAGACCAUCGACAAACAACACCUCUCUGUCCAGCAAACAGCAGUCUCCGCGCGGAAGGACCUACAGCAAAGCUUCGACAAUCACAAAGAAAUACUUGAUGAAGAAUUAGAGCUCUGGGCUCAAAAAACUGGAAACGACAAAAUCACAGAACAGUCAGCUUAGUGACUCCUAUCUUGGCCAUUUGGAAA
Molecule: messenger RNA, 673 nt
Organism: Aspergillus sclerotioniger CBS 115572
Lineage: Eukaryota; Fungi; Ascomycota; Eurotiomycetes; Eurotiales; Aspergillaceae
Exons: 3
Coding region: 161-583 (140 amino acids)
Source: RefSeq, a predicted model, not a curated record